AUGGCUCAAGAUCAAGGGUUCGAGCCCUACAACCAGUUCAUCCUGUUUGGUGAUUCCAUCACCCAGAUGGGCUGCAAUCAAGAGAUAGGAUUUGGCUUUCAUGCGGCACUUCAAGAAUCCUACAGUCGGAGACUAGAUGUAGUCAACCGUGGUCUAGCUGGAUAUUCAACCGCCCAUGCCAUUAAGGUCUUUCACAAGUGCUUCCCACCACCACAGCUCGCCAAUGUGCAGUUCAUGACCAUUUUCUUCGGCGCCAAUGAUGCAUGUGUUCCGGGCCACGACCAGCAUGUGCCUGUGGACCAAUAUAAGGAAAAUUUGAGAACAAUCAUCCAGCACCCAGCAACAGUCGCACAGAAUCCACGCAUCAUCCUGAUCAGCCCCCCUCCUGUCAACGAAUAUCAAUUGGAAGGCUUUGAUGCUGCAAAGGACACCCCGCACCCAAGCCGAACGGCUAGCUUCACCAAGGUCUAUGCAGCUGCUGCAUUGGAAGUGGCUGCAUCCCUGAAUGUCCCAGUGGUUGACUUGUGGUCAGCCUUCAUGAAACCCACUGGCUGGCAAGAGGGCCAACCGUUGAUUGGGUCUCGCGAUGCUCCGAGCAAUGAAACAUUUGCUAGCUUUUUCACUGACGGACUGCAUCUGUCAACUGCUGGCAACCGCAUUGUCUAUGAGGAGAUCAUGAAGGUAAUUGGAGACAAUUGGCCGGAUCAGACCCCGGAGGCGCUUCCGAUGGUAUUCCCCUCCUGGGUGGAUGCCCCCAAAUGA
Molecule: messenger RNA, 762 nt
Organism: Penicillium olsonii
Lineage: Eukaryota; Fungi; Ascomycota; Eurotiomycetes; Eurotiales; Aspergillaceae
Source: the annotation of a GenBank genome assembly